UUGACCUAAUAUUUCAAAAUGGCUUCCAACUCCAAAUUCACGCUGAAACUUCUGAUAGACACAGAGAAUGAGAAAGUUGUUUUUGCUGAAGCAUCAAAAUCCGUAGUAGAUUUUCUUCUCCACAUGCUAGGCUUGCCUCUUGCUACUGUAGUUAAACUCCUGGGCAACAAUGACAUGGUUGGUAGCAUAGGAAACAUUUAUCAAAGUGUUGAAGAUCUUGAUGAGAAAUUCAUGCAUCAAGAACAAUCCAAGAAUCUUCUCUUAAAUCCAACCGCUUCCAUCUCUUCAAAUGAAUUCUGUAAUCUUUUGCCCACAAUCGAUGGCAAUGAUGAAUCUUCCAUAUCAUCUUUAUCUGAAUUUCUUCUUGUGGCCGAGUUGGACAAAGAGGAUGAUGAAGAUGAUGAGGACUAUGAGGAGGAGGAGAAGGACGAGGAUGAGGAAGAUGAUGAGGACGAGGAUGAUGAUGAGGACGAAGAGGAGGAGGAGGACAAGGAUGAGGAAGAUGAUGAGGACGAGGAUGAUUAUGAGGACGAAGAGGAGGAGGAAUACAUAGGAUCUACUUUGUACUAUGCCUGCCCAAAUAGAUGUGGUGUAGAGGUCACAUGUGAUGAAAAAACUAUUUGUUCUCGGUGCAACAUAGCUAUGAACCGCCGUUCACAUUUUGAGCUUAAGACAAAGGAUGUUGAAGAAAACAUCUUGAUUAAGAAUGGGUUCGUGAAAGAUGAUGUAACUUUCUUGGUGAUGGAUGAUUUAGUUAUUCAACCCUUGAGUUCAGCUAUAUCAAUGGUUUCUUUACUUAGAAACAAGUUUAAUAUCAACGAGAUUGGUGUCUUGCAAGAAAUGGUGGUUGAAUUGGGGCUGGAUGAGGGUAUCAAGAUGCUGAAGGCUUCUCUGCAGACAAAGAUGGUUUUAACUAGUGUUUUCAUCAAGAAGGAAUGUUGAGAGAUAUAUAUGCGACCAAUUGACGAAUCUUUUAUGUUUUUAGCUACAAAAUGUGAAGAUGUCUAACAUUUUGUUUUUGUUUUGGCUACCUAAUUUGUUUGUGGUGAUUUCUGCCAUGUUUUGAAUGAAAUUUUGAUGAACUGUCCCCCAAUAUAUUGUAAGUAUUUGGUCUACUGUGAUUCCAAAUCAUAAA
Messenger RNA from Medicago truncatula (barrel medic), 1135 nucleotides. RefSeq lists its product as uncharacterized. The record is from RefSeq and is a predicted model, not a curated record. Lineage: Eukaryota; Viridiplantae; Streptophyta; Magnoliopsida; Fabales; Fabaceae. The coding region runs from base 19 to 942 and encodes 307 amino acids. The transcript is spliced from 2 exons.